AUGCCGAAGGAACUGCCAGUGGACAUGCUAAACGACUCACUGAAAGAAAUCGUCUUCAGGAGAAAGAAUCAUGACAACUUUAAAAAGUUAGCCCGGCAGACACAUUUUACCUACAGAGAAGUAGAAACACUUGGACUGAUACACCGUAAAGUCCUGGAAGUGAUAGGGCCCAUGCACAGACUGACAUUUCGAGAUGUCGUUCACGCCGGAUUGGACUUUACCGAAAAUAAGCGACAUCUUUUAGUGGACAGAGUGUUUUCAGUAAUUGACAAGCAGAAUACUCUACACCUAACUUCGGAGCAAUGGACCGAUGGCCUCUCCGUCCUUCUGCGAGGAAACCUUGACGAGAGAAUACGCUUCGGAUAUAAAGUGUACGACCUCAUGAAAACCAACAAGUUGAGAAAGGAGCAAAUAUUUCCCAUGAUGAGAGGCUGUCUGAUCAAGCAGCAGCCCGACGAGGACCCAGAUGAAGGGACGAAGGACAUCAUCGAAUUGAUGUUAAAAAAAUUAGACGUCGAUCGAGACGGCAAAGUCUCGGAAACCGAUUACAGGACAGCAGUGGAAGAUCGGAAUUUGCUCUUUCUGGAGAGCAUGGGCCCGGUGUUCCCAUCUAGAGAGGCGCAACACGCCUUCCUUACAACGAUUACCACUCGCCCUGGACGAUUCUAA
Messenger RNA from Orussus abietinus, 669 nucleotides. RefSeq names its product EF-hand calcium-binding domain-containing protein 1. Gene Ontology annotation, biological process: calcium-mediated signaling. Lineage: Eukaryota; Metazoa; Arthropoda; Insecta; Hymenoptera; Orussidae. The record is from RefSeq and is a predicted model, not a curated record. Bases 1 to 669 code for a protein of 222 amino acids. The transcript is spliced from 4 exons. Gene Ontology annotation, molecular function: kinase binding; calcium ion binding.